Melospiza melodia melodia is the source of this 1125-nucleotide messenger RNA. RefSeq names its product Wnt family member 8B (gene WNT8B). Gene Ontology annotation, cellular component: extracellular region. Gene Ontology annotation, molecular function: cytokine activity; frizzled binding. The transcript has 6 exons. Bases 1 to 1059 code for a protein of 352 amino acids. The record is from RefSeq and is a predicted model, not a curated record. Gene Ontology annotation, biological process: canonical Wnt signaling pathway; neuron differentiation; multicellular organism development. NCBI's taxonomy places the organism in Eukaryota, Metazoa, Chordata, Aves, Passeriformes, Passerellidae.
AUGGACCCUUAUCUGGGCAUCUUCUUCCUCACUCCCUUCUUCCAGUCCUGCUAUGCCUGGUCAGUGAAUAAUUUCCUGAUGACGGGCCCCAAGGCCUAUCUCAUCUACUCCAGCAGCGUGGCGGCCGGGGCGCAGAGUGGCAUCGAGGAGUGCAAGUUCCAGUUCGCCUGGGACCGCUGGAACUGCCCGGAGAGGGCACUGCAGCUCUCCAGCCACGGCGGGCUGCGCAGUGCAAACCGAGAAACAGCCUUUGUCCACGCCAUCAGCUCUGCGGGUGUCAUGUACACGCUGACCCGGAACUGCAGCCUGGGCGAUUUUGACAACUGUGGCUGUGACGACUCCCGCAAUGGACAGCUGGGGGGACAAGGCUGGCUGUGGGGAGGCUGCAGCGAUAAUGUGGGCUUUGGGGAAGCUAUUUCCAAGCAGUUUGUGGAUGCCCUGGAGACUGGACAAGAUGCCAGAGCUGCUAUGAACCUGCAUAACAACGAGGCAGGUAGAAAGGCAGUGAAAGGGACCAUGAAGCGGACUUGCAAAUGCCAUGGUGUGUCGGGGAGCUGCACCACCCAGACCUGCUGGCUGCAGUUGCCUGAGUUUCGGGAGGUGGGCACUUACCUCAAGGAGAGGUACCACAAAGCCCUGAAGGUGGACUUGCUGCAGGGAGCAGGGAACAGCGCUGCCAGCCGGGGUGCCAUUGCUGAGACCUUCAGUUCCAUCUCCAAGAAGGAACUGGUCCAUUUGGAAGACUCUCCUGACUACUGCCUGGAGAACAAGACGCUGGGGCUGCUGGGCACGGAGGGCAGGGAGUGCCUGAAGAGGGGCAAGGCGCUCAGCAAGUGGGAGAAGCGGAGCUGCCGGCGGCUGUGCGGGGACUGCGGGCUGGCGGUGGAGGAGAGGCGAGCCGAGAUGGUGUCCAGCUGCAACUGCAAGUUCCACUGGUGCUGCGCCGUGCGCUGCGAGCAGUGCCGCAAACGGGUCACCAAGUACUUCUGUGUCCGCAAGGAGAAGCGCGAGCGGAGCGGGGGUGGUGGAGCCAGCCGCAAGCUCAAGAGAAAGCUCUAACUUGCUUCUGCUCCUCCACAGUCCUGCCUGCCCCUCUCCUCUCCUGCCCUUCCCAUCAGCUCCUGG